Molecule: messenger RNA, 5983 nt
Organism: Oncorhynchus kisutch (coho salmon)
Lineage: Eukaryota; Metazoa; Chordata; Actinopteri; Salmoniformes; Salmonidae
Product: zinc finger protein 345-like
Exons: 3
Coding region: 186-2804 (872 amino acids)
Biological process (GO): regulation of transcription by RNA polymerase II
Cellular component (GO): nucleus
Molecular function (GO): DNA-binding transcription activator activity, RNA polymerase II-specific; RNA polymerase II cis-regulatory region sequence-specific DNA binding
Source: RefSeq, a predicted model, not a curated record
UGUGUUGGAUGCCACCCGCCGUUAAACCACAUCGAAGAAGAAGACGAUCCCGUCAUACAGAUGUGUUUAUACCAUAUAGAAUAAUACAUUGAACGAUUCUGAUUGCUCCCACAGGAUCUCAUAAUUUGCAUUUACAGCCAAACAAUUACAGAAAAGUAACUGUUCAGAUCCACCUCUAGCCGACCAUGUCUGAGCCGGGUUCUGGCUGUGGUGAUCCGGCCCAGAGAAGCUCACAACAGGGUCCAGAGGUGGUGUCAGUGAAGCUGGAGGACUGCAGUCAAACACUGGAACUCAAUGUGAUUGUGAAAGAGGAGGAGGAGAGAGAAAUCAAGGAGGAAGAAAACAGUGACUCCGGAAAGAGCUCCAACCCAGACUCAGACAGCAAGCCCAGUCCCACAGCAUCAGGAAAUCAUAAACAAUGCAGACAGAAGCCCCAACCCUGCUGUACCGACAGUUUUAUUUGUCCAACUCACCUCAAAUCCCUCAAACAGACUCCCAAAAUAAAGAAGACAUACCUCUGCUCCCAAUGUGGGAAGAGUUUCAGUCGGACAGGAGACCUAAAGAGUCACGAGAGAUCACACAGUAAAAAAAAGCCUUACCACUGCGCUCGAUGUGGGGAGGGAUUCACUCAGCUUGGAAGUCUAAAAAGUCACCAGAGAAUACAUACAGGGGAAAAGCCUUACCACUGCUCCCAGUGUGGGAAGAGCUUUAAUCGUUCAGGAAACCUUACAGAACAUCAAAGAAUACAUACAGGGGAGAAGCCUCACCACUGCACCCAAUGUGGGAAGAGUUUCAGUCGGGCAGGAAUUCUAAAGAAUCAUAAGAGAACUCACACAGGAGAGAAACCUUUCCACUGCUCUGCUUGUGGGAAGAGUUUUACAAGAGAAGUAAGCCUAAAAAAUCAUCAAAGGGUACACACUGGAGAGAAACCUUUCCAUUGCGCCACAUGUGGGAGGGGUUUCAGUGAGAAAGUAAAUCUUAAUAGACAUGAGCGAGUACAUAGUGAAGAGAAGCCUUACCACUGCACCACAUGUGGGAAGAGCUUUAAUCAUUCAGGAAGCCUUAAGGAACACCAGAGAAUACAUACAGGGGAGAAACCUUACCACUGCACUGAGUGUGGAAAGAAAUUCCGUUUUGCGGGAGAUCUAAAGAAUCACCAGAGAUCACACAGUAGGGAGAAGCCUUACCACUGCUCUCUUUGUGGGAAGAGUUUCAAUCAACCCGGAAACCUAAAGAGUCAUCAGCGAAUACACAUUGAAGAGAAGCCUAUCAGUACUGUCAAUGUGAUUGUCAAAGAGGAGGUGGGUGAGAGGAAAAUCAAUGAUAAGGUAAAGAGAGAAGUUGAGGAAAGUAAUGGUGUAGUUGACUCAGGUACAUCAAGACUACCUGGUCGUGGGAGUUAUCCCUGUCCUCAAUGUGGGAAGAAUUUUAGUUCCUCAAGUAAUCUAAAGAAUCAUCAAAGAGUUCACACUGGAGAGAAACCUUUCCACUGCUCAGCAUGUGGGAAGCGUUUCCGUGAGAAAGCACACCUUAAGAGACAUGAGAGGGUACAUGAUGGAGAGAAGCCUUACAACUGCUUCGAAUGUGGGAAGAAUUUCCGUGUGGAAGAUACCCUACAGAAACACCAGAGAAUCCACACAGGAGAGAAGCCUCACCACUGCUCUCUUUGUGAGAAGAGCUUUAAUCAUUCAGGAAGCCUUAAAGAACAUCAAAGAAUACAUAGUGGAGAAAAGCCUUACCACUGCUCUCUUUGCGGGAAGAGCUUCCAUCAUUCAGGAACCUUUAAGAAACAUCAGCAAAAACACAUUGGAGUGAAACCUACCUGUAAUCUCAAUGUGAUUGUCAAAGAGGAGGAUGGUGACUGUACUCCCAAUGUGAUUGUCAAAGAGGAGGAUGAUGACUGUACUCCCAAUGUUAUUGUCAAAGAGGAGGAUGAUGACUGUACUCCCAAUGUGAUUGUCAAAGAGGAGGAUGAUGACUGUACUCUCAAUGUGAUUGUCAAAGAGGAGGAGGAUGACCCAGAUACAUCAAGACUACCUGAUUGUGGUCGUUACCCCUGUCCUCAAUGUGGAAAGAAUUUUAGUUCCUCGAGUAAUCUAAAGAAUCAUCAAAGAGUACACACUGGAGAGAAACCUUUCCACUGCUCUGCAUGUGGGAAGAGUUUCAGUGAGAAAGCAAACCUUAAGAGACAUGAGAGAGUACAUGAGAAGGAAAAGAUAGAAGUUGAGGAAGAGGAGAAAACUGGUAGUGUAGUUGACCCAGGGACAUCAAGACUACCUGGCCGUGGGAGUUACCCCUGUCCUCAAUGUGGGAAGAGUUUCAGUUCCUUAGGUAAUCUAAAUAAUCACCAAAAAGUACACACGGGAGAGAAGCCUUACCACUGCACCCAAUGUGGGAAGAGCUUCAGUGAGAAAGCAAACCUAAAGAGACAUGAGAUAGUACAUAGUGGAGAGAAGCCUUACCACUGCACCCAAUGUGGGAAGAAUUUCCGUGCGGCAGAUACCCUACAGAAACACCAGAGAAUCCACACAGGAGAGAAGCCUAACCACUGCUAUUUUUGUGGGAAGAGCUUUGAUAAUUUAGGCAGCCUUAAGGAACAUAAAAAAAUACAUAAUGGAGAGAAGCCUUACCACUGCACUCAAUGUGGGAAGAGCUUCAAUUACUCAGGAAAUUUUAAGAAACAUCAAAGAAUACAUAUUGGAGAGAAUCCUACCUUUAUUCUCAAUGUGAUUGUCAAAGAGGAGGAGGAAGAUGGAAAAGAGAGAGAAGUUGAGGAGAGAGAAGUGAAGGAAGAGGCUACAUAAGCUAACUAGGAAGGGAGAGUUAUACCUCAUAUCUUUGCAAUGCUGUCUUCUGUGUCAGUAUGGGAUUGGGCAGCACCAUUGAGAGCGAUCUCCUUUUUAAAAUAGUCCAUAUCUUCUACUUCUAUGAGUGUAUUGGAAGGUAGCAAAUCAACUGAAAAAGAACACACCACCACCUAAUGUGCUGCAGUGUGUACAGUCUGAACAGGAUACCACCUCCUAAUGUGCUGCAGUGUGUACAGUCUGAACAGGAUACCACCUCCUAAUGUACUGCAGUGUGUACAGUCUGAACAGGAUACCACCUCCUAAUGUACUGCAGUGUGUACAGUCUGAACAGGAUACCACCUAAUGUAUUGCAGUGUGUACAGUCUGAACAGGAUACCACCUAAUGUACUGCAGUGUGUACAGUCUGAACAGGAUACCACCUCCUAAUGUACUGCAGUGUGUACAGUCUGAACAGGAUACCACCUCCUAAUGUGCUGCAGUGUGUACAGUCUGAACAGGAUACCACCUCCUCAUGUACUGCAGUGUGUACAGUCUGAACAGGUCCAAAGCCAAUGGUGAUUUACUGCUACCUGCAGUUAUGGAAUGUUAUCUCAGGACUAUAAUUCUUUGGUUAACUCCUUCUGCUGACCUGGAUGGAAUUAUAGCAUCCUUCCUUAACCCACAGGAAGUUUUGACUACUUCAAAAUGGUGAAAGUCCUCAAUGGUGCUGCUCGUUAGACAAUACAGUGGAAAAGCCUCACCAUUGCUCUCAUUAUAUAAAAUCUCUUAUUCACUAAAGCAUGUGAUAAAUAUAUCUGUAUAGAAUCUGCGUUCUAGGACACAGAUUCAUGCUCGGAGUUCAUUUGACUGUGGGUUGUCGACAAUGCAGCUUUUAAAAAGGCAAUUUCCGACUGUGCGAAAACAUAUGCUGCAUUUACCACGAAUAAGAAAUACGCGAUAGUGGGAACAUUGCCUUUAAAAGUCCGAUUGAAUCCCAGCUUCUGUUUAGUCAUGGUAAAAACAUUACAUCUUUCUUCCAUUUAUUUUCUUCCAUUUAGCAGAAGUCUUUAUCCAAAGUGAUUUGUUCUGGAUGUAAAGCACAGACAACACAAACAACAAUAUCUAAACGCAUUAAAGGACCAAUCCAAAGUUGAACCAAUAACAAAGCGAGGCACCCUUGUUUUGGUAUAAAGCUUAGGGAUGGACCUGGAGAAGUGUAACCACUUCCAAAUUCAUAGACAGAGCUAUGGACUGACCAUUCAUGAUCUCAAAAUGAUCUGCUAUGGAUUGACCAUUCAUGAUCUCAAAAUGAUCUGCUAUGGAUUGACCAUUCAUGAUCUCAAAAUGAUCUGCUAUGGAUUGACCAUUCAUGAUCUCAAAAUUAUAAUUUUAGCUAUGGACUGACCAUUCAUGAUCUCAAAAUGAUCUGCUAUGGACUGACCAUUCAUGAUCUCAAAAUGAUCUGCUAUGGAUUGACCAUUCAUGAUCUCAAAAUAAUCUGCUAUGGACUGACCAUUCAUGAUUUCAAAAUGAUCUUCUAUGGACUGACCAUUCAUGAUCUCAAAAUGAUCUGCUAUGGAUUGACCAUUCAUGAUCUCAAAAUUAUAAUUUUAGCUAUGGACUGACCAUGAUUUCAAAAUGAUCUGCUAUGGAUUGACCAUUCAUGAUCUCAAAAUGAUCCGCUAUGGAUUGACCAUUCAUGAUCUCAAAAUGAUCUGCUAUGGACUGACCAUUCAUGAUAUCAAAAUGAUCUGCUAUGGACUGACCAUUCAUGAUCUCAAAAUGAUCUGCUAUGGUCUGGAUUGACCAUUCAUGAUCUCAAAACGAUCUGCUAUGGAUUGACCAUUCAUGAUCUCAAAAUGAUCUGCUAUGGACUGACCAUUCAUGAUCUCAAAAUGAUCUGCUAUGGACUGACCAUUCAUGAUCUCAAAAUGAUCUGCUAUGGACUGACCAUUCAUGAUCUCAAAAUGAUCUGCUAUGGAUUGACCAUUCAUGAUCUCAAAAUUAUAAUUUUAGCUAUGGACUGACCAUUCAUGAUUUCAAAAUGAUCUGCUAUGGAUUGACCAUUCAUGAUCUCAAAAUUAUUUGCUAAGGAUUGACCAUUCAUGAUCUCAAAAUUAUCUGCUAUGGAUUGACCAUUCAUGAUCUCAAAAUGAUCUGCUAUGGAUUGACCAUUCAUGAUUUCAAAAUGAUCUGCUAUGGAUUGACCAUUCAUGAUCUCAAAACGAUCUGCUAUGGAUUGACCAUCCAUGAUCUCAAAAUGAUCUGCUAUGGACUGACCAUUCAUGAUCUCAAAAUGAUCAGCUAUGUACUGGCCAUUCAUGAUCUCAAAAUGAUAAUUUUAACCAUGUUUUAGGCUAUACGGGGUUUGUUUACAUUUACAAUGUUUCCAAACAUUGGAGGAAAACAAACGUAUAUUUUGUGGUUCUGAUGGAGUGUGACAGUUGAAAUAAUCUUAUGAGUGAUUAUAAAUGAAUAGUUUUCAAGAAUCAAUAGGGAUAUACAGUAUCAUUCAUUUAUAUAAGUCUAAAAAUGUAUGUUACAACUGCAGAGCCCCCCUUUAAACACUACAGUAUCAUUACAUAUUUACAUAUACCAUUACAACUGCAGAUCCCCCCUUUAAUCACUACAGUAUCAUAACAACAGUAGAUCCCCCCUUUAAUCACUACAGUACCAUUACAACUGCAGAUCCCCCCCCCCCUUUAAUCACUACAGUAUCAUUACAUAUUUACCAAUACCAUUACAACAGUUCACAGUAACAGAGGUCAGAUAGGCCUACAGUUUACGUUGUUGAACAGUGUCUGUGUCCAUCAAUGUGAAAUCAACAAAACAUUUCACCAUGUCUUUGGAUUUAGGUCAAAAUAUAUAUUUUUUAAUUAAAUUCCCAAAACAUUUAAAUACUUUUUUUCAAAUCCAAUCAGUUUUCCACGUUGAUUCAACGUCAUCGCAUUGACGUUUUUUGGUUGAAAUGACGUGGAAACGACGUUGAUUCAACCAGUUUUUUUUUGCCCAGUAGGAUUAUGACAGAAUUCAGCCAUUCUUUUUUAACCUCAGGAGAAGGGCUGGUCUGGAUUGACAUCAGAAGUAAACAAUAUGAGUGUAUUGUUAUGUCCUCAUCUGGAUGUAACCGGUGUGUGUAAAAAAUAUAUUGCCAAUUAUCCUUGAAUUGAAUUAUAAAUACAAAAGAACAAACUGUC